AUGUCCGACACCCUGAUCAUCAAGUCCAUCUCGUCCCACGACGUGUCGCUCAAGGACUGGAUACAGGUGCAGGAGAAGACGUUUUUGCGUUGGAUCAAUUCCAAGCUCCAGACCCACAACCACCCUCCCUUGCUUUCUCUUGCCGAUCUUGGUUCCGGCGUCGAUUUGUACAAUCUGCUCAAAUGUCUUGAUCCGGACUUUAGCCUGCGUCCCAUCUACCAACGACCAAAACUCAAGUUCCAAAAGAUGGAGAAUCUUAAUCGCAUACUGGACUAUCUCAAGCACCGUCAGAGCCUCCAGAUCCACAAUAUCGGCGCAGAGGACAUUGUGGACGGUAAUUUAAAGCUCACGCUCGGGCUGAUCUGGCUGCUUCUGCUUAACUACACCGUUUUUGACAACUCUGACGAGGCCGACACGUUUAGCAAAAAGGAGCUUCUGCUCCGAUGGUGCAAGAAAGUGACCGGCUCCUAUGCCGACAUAAGAAUGACCAACUUCACAUCGAGCUGGUCCAGCGGCCACGCCUUCUGUGCACUACUCAACUACUUCAAGCCAGACCUGCUGGACUACCAGAAGGCCGCGAAGAUGACAAACCUGGACAGACUGGAGCUGGCCAUGGCGGUGGCAGAAUCCGUGGGGAUUUCGCGGCUGCUCGACCCGGAAAACGUCGACUGUCUGAAACCGGACGAAAAGAGCAUUGUCGCGUACGUGAGUCUGUUCUACGACCGUUUCAACAAGGAACCUGUGCGAGACACCGUCGGCAUAAAGACGCGACUCGAGACGUUUCUGGGCGUGGUGACCGAGAUCACGGGGCUCAAAACCAACUAUCUGGAGAGUCUGGCACGGCUGAUCGAGCGCAUGCGCGAGACGCUGGACGCGAUGCAACGGCUGGGCGACGACGUGGCGGCCAAGCACGCGUUUCUAAGGAGUUUCCGGACAGGCAAGAAGCGGCAAUUCCUGGAACAGUACUCGAAGCUGGAGUCGAUGCGCAGCAAGAUCAAUUUGAUGCUGGUGGAGUUCCAUUUCAGCCAGCUCUCGGAGCCACAGGGCUGCGCGCUUCAGGACUCGUUGGGGCUGCUCAGGAAAGUUGUUGCACAGGAGCAGACGCUGAGCAGCGACGUGGCUGCGCAGCUGGCACAGUUAAAAGAGGACUCUUUCAGUAAACUGCGCCACCUCAGCCACAAAGUGAGCGCGGGGCUUGACCUGAUCGAGAACGACGUUCUGCAGCUGUCGGACGUGGCCGAGGCGCAGAUCAACGAGCUGCCCGAGAUCAUGGGCGAUCUGCAGACCAUGGAGAAGCUGUAUGAGCGGCUACGCGGCUCGAAGGAAGAGUUCUGUCGCAAGAUGCAGGUGAUGGACCAGAGUUUUGAUUUCAAAGAAACGGAGCAGCUCUACAGGGUGGAGGAGCUGGGGUUCCGCAUCAAGCUGGUGCGCCACAUCAUUGUGGACAAGCUUACGUUCAUUGAGACGCAGUUCGACAAGAAAGAGCGCAUCGUCAAGCGGAUGAAGACGUCAAGCGAGCUGAGCUCCGUGCAGUUGUGCCAGCUCGAGAUGAUCUUCGACAAAUUCGACCAAGGCGAUAAAAUGUACCUGAACAAGAGCGAGUUCCGCGAGGCGAUGACGUUCAUCUACCCAUCUUUGAGCACAAGCGAGGCAGAUAAUUUAUUUGAGUAUCUCUAUGCGUCCACCUCCGACAUCACGCGAGGAGUGAAACUCAAGCAAUUUCUGGAGAUACCCGGGCUAUUCGGCGAAAAGCCCGACAGAGAGAGCGAAAUGGUGGACCUGACGAGCCAAUUUUACUACGAAGCAUUUGAGGAGGCCAGUGGUGGCCGAGGAUUGGUCAGCAAGGCUGAUCUGGAGCGACUGCAGCUGGAUUCCCGACUGGUGGCAGGCAUAAAAGAGGUGUUUGAGAGGGAAGAUGACAGUUUUAACUACUCGCGGUUUUUCGACGGCGACGACACGCUACUAGCCGGGCGGCCCGUGCAGCUGGACUGCGUGCUGGACGGGCUCGGCAGCGUCAAUAUAGACGAAGGGUCUGUAGCGAAUGACAUUUAA
This is a messenger RNA of Ogataea parapolymorpha DL-1, 2052 nucleotides long. Its product is annotated as Alpha-actinin-like protein 1. Lineage: Eukaryota; Fungi; Ascomycota; Pichiomycetes; Pichiales; Pichiaceae. Gene Ontology annotation, biological process: actin cytoskeleton organization. Bases 1 to 2052 code for a protein of 683 amino acids. Gene Ontology annotation, cellular component: plasma membrane; cell projection; cell junction. Gene Ontology annotation, molecular function: actin filament binding; calcium ion binding. The record is from RefSeq and is a predicted model, not a curated record. The transcript has a single exon.